Messenger RNA from Rhea pennata, 1426 nucleotides. RefSeq names its product bublin coiled coil protein (gene BBLN). The record is from RefSeq and is a predicted model, not a curated record. NCBI's taxonomy places the organism in Eukaryota, Metazoa, Chordata, Aves, Rheiformes, Rheidae. Bases 103 to 375 code for a protein of 90 amino acids. The transcript is spliced from 2 exons.
CCCCCGGCGUUCUAACACGCAGUCGAGGCGUUCCAAAGCGUUCCAACGCCCGCUCUCGGCGUUCCGGCACGUUCCAUCGCGCCGUCCCGCCGUUGCAGCGCCAUGUCGGGGCCUAACGGGGAGCCGCACGUGACGGCGGGCGCAGCCGGGCGGGACGACGGCGGCGACGAUGACAGCUUCGGGGAGGAAGAAUACGCAGCAAUAAACUCCAUGCUAGACCAGAUCAACUCUUGCUUGGAUCACCUGGAGGAGAAGAACGAUUAUCUACAUGCCUGCUUGAAAGAACUGCUCGAGUCCAACCGCCAGACCCGCCUGGAGUUCCAGCAGCAGCAGCAAAGUGAGCAGCAGAAUAUGGGAGACAAUGUGCAAGAUUAGCAGGCAGAGCCUGCUGCCUAGUUGACUGGCCACAACCUGUCAGUUAUUAUCACUAAGGGGACAUCUACUCGUUGCUGAUUUAACGUAAAACUCGAAUAGAAGAGUACUUCCUACCUGUUAUGUGUCCCUUCCUGUGGUUGUGUCCUGGUAUUCACCUCUACGUUCUGCAAUGUGAUGUAAAAUGUGAUGUAAAAAACACUUGCAGACAUCUUAGACCAGGCUCUUCUAUCCCCUUCCAAGCAGAUGAGACAAGCCACUGCUGUGAUGUUUUUGACUGUUGUAAUUGGCAGCUGCCUACCUCCUUAAGCCGCCAUUAAGGUCUCAGGCCUUAGAGAGAAGCAUAGCAGGUGGUUAGCUCCCACCACAAUGACAGCUGUAUAGAGAAAGGAGAUGGGGUCUGCCUGCCAUGGGCUGUGAACAGUGCUCCAUGUACAUUUGGCAAGAGUAUGCAUUGAGCUUUGUGGUCUGAAGUCUUACGAACCUGUCAGAAUGGCCUGGAGCCAACAUGGUAAAGUGAAUCUUACUACAUUGUUCUACUUUUGUACAGUUAAAAGUUUUUUGGGGAAGUUAGGAAGUUAUUUAUUUAAAAAAAUAAUUGUUUUAUUAAAAGGUUUUGAAACAAAAUUUGUUCCUAAAGCCUUCAAUAUGAAAACAGACCGUCUUAAGUCUUGUACUGUUAACAGAUGACCAAGACACACAUCCUUGCCUAGCUCAGGAUACAGUCCUGGUCCAGGAGUGCGCAUCCUUGAAAGAGAACUUGUUUGAGGAGCAGAAUGUCUCAACUGGACAUACAAUCGAGAUUAACUACCUUUCUAACUGGAAAGGAAACUGAAAGGAGCUACAGAGGUUUCUUAGGGGAAAAAUCAGAGUACGUCCAUCUAAUCCCUGAACCUUGUCUCUAUGAAAAUCAGAUCACCACCUUCUUUCAGGUUCAACAACCCAAGCCUCAGUCUUUCCACAGAACUAAUGUAUCCCAACUGUACGAGUAAUAGUCAACACCAUUCUGUAUUAGACACGCUAAAGCCAGGCUUAUUUUAUUCUUAAAAUAAAA